GUACGCUCUCCACGUCAGACAGAAAGAUUCAUGGUGCUCCAGCAGAGAAUAACUGAAAAGUCUGAAACAAAGACUCCUGACAUGGACAGUAUUGAAAUCAUACUCAAAGAGAACCAGGAGGAAAUGAAGAAAAUAAUUGAAAAGUUGAAAAUAAAGACUCAUGAUAUCGGCAGUAUGCUGAAAAAGAGAGAGGAAGACAUGGACAGUAUGAAAACUAUGUUGAAAGACAGCCAGGAACAAAUGGAAUUAAGAAUAAUUGAAGAGUCGACGAAAAGGACACGUGACAUGUUGAAAGAGAACAAGGAACAAAUGGAGGGAAUAAUUAAAGAAUCAGAAAAAAGGAGAACAGAGAACAAGAAGCAAACGGAGAGAAUAAUUAAAAAAGCAGAAAAAAAUACUCAUGAUAUCGGCAGUAUGCUGAAAAAGAGAGAGGAAGACAUGGACAGUAUGAAAACUAUGUUGAAAGACAGCCAGGAACAAAUGGAAUUAAGAAUAAUUGAAGAGUCGACGAAAAGGACACGUGACAUGUUGAAAGAAAACAAGGAACAAAUGGAGGGAAUAAUUAAAGAAUCAGAAAAAAGGAGAACAGAGAACAAGAAGCAAACGGAGAGAAUAAUUAAAAAAGCAGAAAAAAAUACUCGUGACAUACGCAAUAUUAAAAUCAUGCUGAAAGAGAACCAGGUGCAAAUGAAGAAAGUAAUUAAAAAGUCAGAAAAAAAGACUCAUGAUAUCGGCAGUAUGCUGAAAAAGAGAGAGGAAGACAUGGACAGUAUGAAAACUAUGUUGAAAGACAGCCAGGAACAAAUGGAAUUAAGAAUAAUUGAAGAGUCGACGAAAAGGACACGUGACAUGUUGAAAGAAAACAAGGAACAAAUGGAGGGAAUAAUUAAAGAAUCAGAAAAAAGGAGAACAGAGAACAAGAAGCAAACGGAGAGAAUAAUUAAAAAAGCAGAAAAAAAUACUCGUGACACACGCAAUAUUAAAAUCAUGCUGAAAGAGAACCAGGUGCAAAUGAAGAAAGUAAUUAAAAAGUCAGAAAAAAAGACUCAUGACAUACGCAAGAUCCAGGAGCAAAUGACGAAAAUAAUUGAAAAGUCAAAAGAAAAGACUCCUGACAUGGACAGUAUUGAAAUCAUACUCAAAGAGAACCAGGAGGAAAUGAAGAAAAUAAUUGAAAAGUUGAAAAUAAAGGUUCCCAGAGGAAUCAGGCGGAGGGUAUGCUAUCAUCAAGAUGGGAGGACAUGUCACUGCUUCUGCAAUCCCUCGUCCUCGGAAUAAAAAUACUAGGCUAUUCCGCUUAUGAACGAGGAUGAAGACAGGUGUUUAAGACUACAGUGCCUAGUUCGUAGGAACCCUAGAUCUUGAAGCCAUACCUAUAGCUAAAUCUGGAACUGGUUGAUGGCGCUGUGUUUAGGACUGUUUUUCACUGACGAUAGUAGUUAUAUUGAGAUUUAUAUUUUUACUUUAUAACCAGUAAUUUUUAUGUUUAAGACUCGUGUUUUACUGUUGAUAGCAGAUAUAUUGAGAUUAAUAUUUUACUUUAUAACCAAUAAUUUUUAUGUUUAAGACUCGUGUUUUACUGAUGAUAGCAGAUAUAUUGAGAUUUAUAUUUUUACUUUAUAACCAGUAAUUUUUAUGUUUAAGACUCGUGUUUUACUGUUGAUAGCAGAUAUAUUGAGAUUAAUAUUUUACUUUAUAACCAAUAAUUUUUAUGUUUAAGACUCGUGUUUUACUGAUGAUAGCAGCUAUAUUGAGAUUUAUAUUUUACUUUAUAACUAGUAAUUUUUAUGUUUAAGACUCGUGUUUUACUGAUGAUAGCACUUUGUACUUUGUACGGCAUUCAUUGGGGCUGACUGCGCUACUUGUAGGGGUCCAAAUCUAAAAGAGCCCCCUUGUCAGUGAUGCAGGACGGAGGGCCUGACAAGGACAGCUGUCUAGUCCGUCGGAUGAGACGAAAAACCGAGGUCCCGUGUAUACAUUGGAAUGCACGUAAAAGAUCCCAUGGCAGUUGGAAUUCGAUAUACGAGUAGGUGAUAGUGCCGCUGCCCGGGCAAAAUUUUUCUCAUAGCACUCUGUAAGGUGGAUGCCCGUCUUCAUUAGCCCAGUAUAGGAGCAGAACAGUGGGUCGUUAAACCCCAUUUCAUUUCAUUUCUCCAUGUUAUUAUACAUGCGCAAGGCGCUACAGACUCUGGGUGCCAUAAUAGGUCGUAAAUGAUGAGUUUUAAAAACUAGUUGUAAACAUGUCUUCUAACACGGACACGACACAAACACUGACAUUGCAAACCAAUCUAUGUAGUCAUAAAAUACGCUUUCCAGGCUUUAAUCCAUGUUUUAAUGAAAUUAAGACGAUAGGUUAAUCUUCUGGGGUAACGAAUCCCACAGAAGAGGCACAAUGUGAACAAACGAUCUUUCGGAAUUUUGUAAUUAUAAGAAGAUGUUCUUGUUGACAACGGAGUGUCCGAUAAGGAAAAUACGGUGAUAAACGAUCUGCUGUAUAGGUAUGGCAGUAUAUUAGACUCAAAAUUCUAACAUGCUAUCGUCUAAUUUCUAACUUCUAUUCAUGUUAUUUCUAACUUCUAUUCAUGUAAUUUCUAAAUUAAUACAAUGUAUAACGACGUCAUAAUGAUUGUUGCUAAGUAGAAGUAUCAAAAUUCUAAAUUUGUUUGACUUCCAUGCUUAACAUGUAAAGCGACAACAAAGUAGACAUUUUUCGUCUUAAUAAUAGAAAUAAGAUGAAACAGAAUUAAAAUUUACACUGAACAAAAAAAGAAGUUGGAUUAUACAUUGUCUUAAUUUAGAAAUUACAUGAAUGGAAGUUAGAAAUUACAUGAAUAGAAGUUAGAAAUUACAUGAAUAGAAGUUGGAAAUUAGACGAUAGCAUGUUAGAAUUUUGAGUCUAAUAUACAGCCAUAUAUAGGAAGGUCCGUUUCCACGUUAACACUUAUAUGCAAGGCACAAGAGCUUAAAAUCUGUUCUUAAUUUAAUUGGUUGUCGAUGAAGUGGUUUUAGUGCUGGUGUAAUAUGCGAGUUCCUUGGUGAGCAGUAACGUCGUAAACAUAUCUGAAGAGAAGAGAGAGAGAGAAAGACAUGGGGUUUAACGUCCACUCGACACAAACUAGGUAAUUUCGGGACUAACAUAUGGUUCAGUUUUAUUUCAAUAAUUCACGUGCGCGUAGGGGGCUUUGGUAGUGGGAGGAAACAGGACCCGGUGUAAUAUGGAUUCCGUGGUACUCAUAUCGUAAAGAGUAGAAUAGUUAAAUUCGACAAAAAAUGUUAUAAAUUUUCCAGUUUAUCACGAACCCCAACUGGCCCUACUUUACGAAUUAAACUGGGGGAUCACGUGGCUAAGUGGGUAAAACGCUGGCUCGCUAGCCUAGAGGUCGGGUGUUCGAUCCCUGCAUUGGCCGAGAAAGUUCAUCCCGAUUUUCCGGCGUGGUCGACGAAAAACCGAGGCCGUAGCGCCGCUGCCCGGGCAAAAUUUCCCUCAUAGCACACUGUAUGGCGUAUGCCCGUCUUCAUUAGCCCAGUAUAGGAGCAGAACAGUAGGACGUUAAACCCCAUUUCAUUACACGAAUUAAACUAAAAUUGCUCUGGUAAUCAGGUAUUGCGGUUACUUGUCAUUAUAGAAUUUAUUUGAUCAAUCGGAUCUAUUUUGUAAAACGUUAGACGUUUUUUAGGAGGCAAUGUUUUGAUUAUAAAAUUUAAAUUGUAUAUUUCUUUUCAUUUUUAUAUUUUAAAUAUUUGUAUGCAUUGUGAUAUUUAAUUAUUUUUUUUUUUAAAAAUAUAUCUGAUAUUUUUAGUAAGCCAUACGAAUAUGCACACACUAUCAAAAUAUGUGAUUACCUGACUAGCGUAUUAUUUAGAUGUUAUGGGAGAAAUAAAUUCAUCUGAUAUAA
Patella vulgata (common limpet) is the source of this 3896-nucleotide messenger RNA. Its product is annotated as golgin subfamily A member 6-like protein 2. The transcript has 17 exons. Bases 31 to 1278 code for a protein of 415 amino acids. The record is from RefSeq and is a predicted model, not a curated record. NCBI's taxonomy places the organism in Eukaryota, Metazoa, Mollusca, Gastropoda, Patellidae.